Messenger RNA from Diospyros lotus (date-plum), 2516 nucleotides. Its product is annotated as ultraviolet-B receptor UVR8. The transcript has 7 exons. The record is from RefSeq and is a predicted model, not a curated record. NCBI's taxonomy places the organism in Eukaryota, Viridiplantae, Streptophyta, Magnoliopsida, Ericales, Ebenaceae. The coding region runs from base 550 to 2157 and encodes 535 amino acids.
UCACCGCAAAGAGACACCUCAUCUGGUCACUCGCCUCGCCCCUUAGAAAAACGUAGAGAAGAGAACCAUCCAUUACCAUUUCACAGAAUAUAUAUAUAUAUAUAUGUGUGUGUGUGUGUGUUUAUAAAGCCAAAAUUAUCACUUCAAUCCAUCUACUCCAUCAAAAACCAUUGAAUUCUCUCUCGCUCUCUCUCUUUCUCUUUCCCUUUUUCCGUCCCUUUCUCCAUCGAAUUCUUCCAAACAUCCCUUACAAAUCCUUCGAUUCUCCUGCCCUUGUCAGCAAUUUUCCUGAGGAACACUCCCCCGAGACUGCGUCUGAUCAGAUGUCCGUUCCGAUGUUCUUGAUUUUUGAUCUGAACAAUUGAUUCUUUGGGGGAUUUCGUCCUGGAUAGUUGACAGAUUUCACAUGGGUUUUGAGGAAUCUUGGGUUUCUAUGACAUGCCUGAUACUUGAAACUUUCCUGAACAGGACAUAAUUUAAGAUAAAUUCCAGUAUUUCAACCUUCUCCUCUGCCUAGCUUGGGCACUGCAAGGCAGUUAAGCAGUGCCCAUGGAUGCCUCAGCAAGUGGAACCCCAGCUAUCCAAUAUCACAAUAUUCCUGAACAAUCAAUUGCUGCUCUUGUCGCCGCUGCUGUACCAACAUUUCAACGACAACAACGGCAUUGUUUUGGGGAUGCAAGCCCUGGAGAUUUUCCGUUGUCUGCCAAUCCCUCGGUUGUUCUUCACGUUUUUACGGGAUGUAAUGUGGAUCCCCAUGAUCUUGCAAGACUAGAGGCAACCUGUUCCUUCUUCAGGAAGCCUGCACACUUUGCCCCCGAUCAUGAGCUGUCCUUAUCAGAGCUUGCUGCCCUGGACAUGUGCCAGAAAAGAGCAAUAUUCAAGCCAAUGACUGAAGAUGAACGCCAGGAUUUGAAGCAAAGAUGUGGGGGCUCCUGGAAAUUGGUCCUGAGAUUCUUACUGGCUGGAGAAGCGUGUACGAGGAGAGAAAAAUCACAAGCAAUAGCAGGACCAGGUCACAGCAUCGCCGUGACUUCAAAAGGAGUUGUUUACUCGUUUGGAUCCAACAGCUCAGGACAGCUUGGACAUGGCACUACUGAUGAAGAGUGGCGCCCUCGUCAAAUCAGAUCUCUUCAAGGCAUCCGUAUUAUUCAAGCAGCUGCUGGGGCUGGCCGGACAAUGCUGAUUAGUGAUUCUGGGCAGGUCUACGCCUUUGGCAAAGACUCAUUUGGCGAAGGCGAGUAUGGGAUUCAGGGAAGUAAGCAAGUUACCACUCCACAACUGGUGGACUCUUUGAAAAACAUAUUUGUGGUGCAAGCUGCAAUUGGGAAUUUCUUCACUGCUGUAUUGUCAAGAGAAGGAAGAGUUUAUACAUUCUCUUGGGGUAAAGAAACCAAACUUGGUCACCAAACAGACACAACUGAUCUGGAACCCCAUCCUUUACUGGGGGCACUGGAGAAUAUACCAGUGGUUCAAAUUGCAGCUGGCUACUGUUACCUUCUUGCUUUGGCUUGUCAAUCUAGUGGCAUGUCGGUGUACUCUGUUGGAUGUGGCUUGGGAGGGAAGCUUGGUCAUGGCACCAGAACCGAUGAGAAGUCCCCAAGAUUGAUUGAAAGGUUUCAGACGUUGAAUAUUCAGCCUGUUGUGGUUGCUGCUGGUGCUUGGCAUGCUGCUGUUGUGGGGAAGGAUGGAAGGGUUUGCACAUGGGGUUGGGGGCGUUAUGGGUGCUUGGGUCAUGGGAAUGAAGACUGUGAAUCAGUUCCGAAGGUGGUGGAUUCGUUGAAUAACAUCAAGGCUGUUCAUGUUGCUACAGGGGAUUAUACAACGUUUGUAGUUUCGGAAGAUGGUGAUGUAUACUCUUUCGGAUGUGGAGAAUCAUCCAGCCUGGGGCAUAACAAUGGUGAUGUUGAUGGACAGGCGAAUAGGCACUCAAACGUUCUGAGCCCGCAGAUAGUAACAUCCCUGAAGCAGGUGAAGGAGAGGGUGGUACAGAUUAGCCUCACCAAUUCCAUAUACUGGAACGCCCACACCUUUGCACUCACGGAAACUGGCAAGCUAUACGCAUUUGGCGCUGGCGACAAAGGUCAGCUGGGCGUGGAGCUGGCAGCGAACCAGACCGAAAGGGGAACUCCAGAGCGUGUCGACGUCGAGCUUGGUUAGUCGUCAAUGACACAGUAGUGUCUCUGACAUCAACAACUAAUGCCAGUGCUUUGGUCUUUUAUACCGUCUGUCAUCAUCUUAGGCAGCAUAAGAUGCCAGUGCUUUGCAUAUUUGGGUGUUCAUAUUUGCAUAUGUGUCUAUGUCUAUUCUGUAAAUAGAAAGGAUUGUGAAGAAUCGAUCAAGGUUAGGUUGGAAGGGCCUGAGAGAGAGAGCCAAAAUUAAUGCAUUGGUUGUUAUGUUAGGCUCGCAAACUCAGGCCUCAUCAAGGCUCAAGGCUCAAGCAGCAGCAUUGUAUAGCUGAUACAUUUGUUAAUGCUCAUUUUAUUUUAACUUAAUAAUAAUAAUGGGUUCUGUGGCUU